AUGUGCGAUGGAAAAUCAGUUGAAAUGCUCUUCUGGUUGGUUCAACCUCGGCAUUCAGAACGCGAAAUUGCUCGCAGUAUUAGAUAUCUCUCUAGUGCAUGGUUUCUGAUAUUUGCCUCGACACACGUCGUCGCCGAGAAGGCCGAGAAGGAAGUACAGCUCUUCUUCAACAAUGGUGAGAGUUUCUCGACUGUCAAAAAGGUCCUACUUCCUCUCUCAGACAGGUUCACUACCGUGAUCCGUAAUGCAGAUAUUCAUGAAAACAUAGUCUGCACAGAUUUUCCUUAUAAUGUCGUUAACGAGAGUGGACAGACAGCACUUAUAGUGUUUCCGUCAAUCGCCCGCGAACCCCCUUACUGCUUCACUUAUCCUGAUGGAGGAAAUGUAGUGUAUGCACUUAUGGAACCAAAUGGCGUAAAGCAUGGGAACCUGAAAAAAAAAUCUGAUCCACAAGUAGGGGAUAUCGAAGAUCUUGUCGAGUAUCUGGAUGAUAUUACGACAGAGCAAGACUUAGUGAAUGAAGUUCCUGAUACGUAUACCGGUGUGAAGGAGCAUGCCAGUCUUCUCGAUGCAGUCUACGUUCCGCUAUGGCUUGUCGUACUCAUCGCAGUUCUACUCAUUUUGUCGACACUUAUAACAAUAAUCUUACAAUGCAGAAAACCAACAUUCUUACGGGUAGCGCUGAAAGAUUAUUCGAAGUUCGAAAAACUAUUUCUCUGCAGCAUUAAGACAAAGGAUAAAGCACUCGGCGCCGAUAAAUUCUUAGGAGAUUGGCCAUGCAUUAGACCUCACCAAACAUCGCAGAGGGGAGGUCAUUCCAAGCCGCCUAAAUCGCAAAGAACAGAGGUGACUAUCUGUACCUAUAAUAUACGCACACUUGCAUCUGAGCCUUCGAUAGAAGACUUGAUCAUGCAAGCGAGACGGACAAGGUACGACGUAAUCGGCCUGGCCGAGACGAGAAGACUCCAGCCUUUCAACGUCGUCUAUGACACCGGAAAAGAACUGUACCUCGGAACAUGCGACAAUACAGGAAUCGGCGGAGUCGCCGUUUUCGUCAGCACUAAUUGGUCCGUGAACAUCGAUUCAUUCGAACAACUAACAACCCGAUUCGGACAUCUACGAUUGAAGAGAUGUGCGACAAUGCCGGCAUUGACAAUCCUGAUCGUUUAA
Molecule: messenger RNA, 1170 nt
Organism: Angiostrongylus costaricensis
Lineage: Eukaryota; Metazoa; Nematoda; Chromadorea; Rhabditida; Metastrongylidae
Source: the annotation of a GenBank genome assembly